Ctenopharyngodon idella (grass carp) is the source of this 2858-nucleotide messenger RNA. It is a transcript of the gene pard6ga, whose product is annotated as par-6 family cell polarity regulator gamma a. Gene Ontology annotation, biological process: regulation of cellular localization; centrosome cycle; establishment or maintenance of cell polarity. The record is from RefSeq and is a predicted model, not a curated record. Lineage: Eukaryota; Metazoa; Chordata; Actinopteri; Cypriniformes; Xenocyprididae. Gene Ontology annotation, molecular function: protein kinase C binding. The coding region runs from base 74 to 1312 and encodes 412 amino acids. The transcript has 3 exons. Gene Ontology annotation, cellular component: apical plasma membrane; cell cortex; nucleus.
AUUUUGUCAUGCUGAGCUAAACAAAACCUGAGUGGUUUGCGAAUAGUGGGGCAGUUACCGCUCAUCGGACAACAUGAACCGGGCACUUCGAAAGUCUCAGUCUCUGCGCAGCUGUUCGGUCCUCGAGGUGAAAAGUAAAUUUGGUGCAGAGUUCAGGAGGUUUUCCUUGGAUCGUUGUGAGCCUGGCAGGUAUAAAGACUUCUACAGGCUUAUUGUGCGUUUGCAUCACCUAUGGCAAAUGGAUGUCCUUAUCGGCUAUGCGGAUGUCCAAGGAGAGCUGUUGCCUAUCAAUAAUGAUGACAACUUUUGCAAAGCUGUGACCUCCACACAAUAUUUACUGCGUAUCUUCAUUCAGCUACAAGAGGAAGCUGAUCAGGAUAACGCAGGUGCUGAUGAUGCAACAAAGCGAAAGAAACCUGUCAGCCACAGAAAACUAACCUUUCAGAUCAGCAUGCCACAGAACUUCCGUCCCGUUUCUUCCAUCAUUGACGUGGACAUCAUACCAGAAUGCCACCGAAGAGUGCGUCUCUAUCGCCAGGGCUCGGACAGACCUCUGGGCUUUUACAUUCGUGAUGGUACUACAGUCAGGGUAACUCCUUACGGUCUGGAAAAGGUUCCAGGCAUCUUUAUCUCCCGCAUAGUACCCGGUGGACUGGCGGAGUGCACGGGACUGCUAGCCAUUAAUGACCAGGUCCUGGAAGUUAACGGUAUUGAUGUUAUGGGGAAGACUUUGGAUCAGGUAACCGACAUGAUGAUUGCCAACAGCCACAACCUCAUCAUCACAGUAAAACCUGCAAACCAGCAUAACAACAUAAGGCGGAAAAGCUGCAUUUCCUCAAGCUCGGGACACUAUUUUGAUAGUAUGGACUCUGUAAGCUACCCAGGGCUGCCUAUGAUAAUGAAAGCUUAUGGUUUAGGUGCUGGCUCUGAGAGCGAAGAGGAUGCAGAUGUGAUUGUCGAGAGCCCCAUCAAACACCUGUCCCAGUUUGGUGCUUCAACCGCCUCUCGAUCUUCUCAGCCACAUGUUAAUACCUCCUACAGGCCCCAAGUUUCUGCCAGACGGCCCAACUCGCUCAUUUCGGCAGCGUCCUAUCAUUCUCAGCCUUGCCUGACCUAUACAGCUCACACUGACCACAGCCUCCCUCUUCACAGGAAUCUGAGAGCCAAGCAGCAUUAUGGGUUUAAUCCAGCCGUCAGACAGGAAAGCUACAGUACCCAUGACAUUCUAAACACGUGGCAUGUUGAUCUGAGUAGCCAUUUAUUGUUGCCCCAGGGGGCAAUGGAGGAAGAUGGAAUUGUUGUCAUUUUGUAAAAGAUAAACCUUCUGAAACGACACCACCCAUUUUAAACUUUGAAAUGACUCUGUGUACACAGAAUUCUUUUGCAUGUCAUGUGCAUGCAUUACUUGCAUAUCUUGCAAGUUUUUACUGAUAACUUUUAAGGUUACUAUAGAUUCUGUAUGUUGAAGUAUUGUUUUUGUUAUACAUCAUCAAAAAUGUUUUAAAGGGGUGGUUCAUUAUGAUUUCACUUUUUUAACUUUAGUUAGUGUGUAAUGUUGCUGUUAGAGCACAAACAACAUCUGCAAAGUUACGACGCUCAAAGUUCAAUGCAUUGGGGAAUAUUUUCUUUUACAGAAUUCUCUGUUUAAGGACUACAACAAACGGCUGGUAGGGACUACAAAGAGCUUCUUCCCGGGUUACUGACAUCACUAACCCUAAAAUUGACAUAAACCCUGCCCCUGAGAUCACGCAACAAAGGGGUGAGGCCAUGUUAUUGCAAUACAGUACGUAACACAAAUGCAAUAGCAUGUCAUAAAAGCACGACGCCAACAUAAGUUAUAACCGUAAUUAAACUCAACUAUACCUGUUCUAUCUUCAUGUAGCAUAUUUUCUCUGGCUCUGUAGUAUCUUACAACAGUUCCAACACGAUCGAUUCAUAGAUUAUCAUGACAGAAUAUGCUAAUCAAUGACUUUAAGAUAUCCCAUAUCAGCUACAUAAAUUCAUCAACUAACCAUUCAGAAGCGUCCUGUUGCAUUCUACAUGUUGUAACUUCUUCUUGAGUCUCUCCAUCAUUGUCCGACUUCGAUUUGAACAUAAAAGGCUGAACAGUUUCUGACAUUUUCAGUGAGUCUUCGUGAGGUAAUCGGCGCUGCUAACACUAACAAGAGCUCUUGAAACCCCGCCCUCUGCUUUGCAUUUAAAGGGACACACAAAAACGGAGCUUUUUUUGCUCACCCUCAAAAAGAGACAAAUUUAACAUGGUAUAAAAAAUUAUCUGUGAGGUAUUUUGAGCUUAAACUUUACAUACACCCUCUGGGGACAUCAGAGACUUAUUUUUCAUCUUGUAAAAAUGGCAUUAUACCACCCCUUUAAAAAUGUAUAGUUCACCCUAAAGAUGAAAAUUCUGUCAUCUUGGACUCACCUUUAUGUCUUUUCUUAUGUCUUUUUAAUUUUCUUUCUUCUGUAGAACAUAAAAAAAUAUAUUUUGAAAAAUGUUGGUAACCAAAUGUUUUGGUCAUAUCAUGCAAAAUUCACUUUUACAUGGUGUUUGAACAUAAAUGUGUGUCUGCAGUGUUUACGCAAUCACCCUAUAAUGGUAAAAAUCCACCCACUCCUCUUUUUUAAAUCCCCAUAAAUCAUAAGCAGUGUCUCAGAACAAGCCGUUUGCAGAAUGGAGCUUUUGUGACGUCACAAAUUCCUAGGCCCCGCCCACAACUGCUGAUGGACUCUGCCCUAUUAGCAUAGACCCCGCCCUAGGUGAGCUGUACACAGUCCGCCAUGUUUAUCUCCAGAGAAUUUAACAGCAGCAUUAAAGUAAUAAAUGUAUUUUUAUUAAAGCUACUAAGUUAUUCAGUCAA